This is a messenger RNA of Myzus persicae (green peach aphid), 1295 nucleotides long. RefSeq lists its product as uncharacterized. Gene Ontology annotation, molecular function: oxidoreductase activity. The record is from RefSeq and is a predicted model, not a curated record. The coding region runs from base 16 to 1236 and encodes 406 amino acids. The transcript has 6 exons. Lineage: Eukaryota; Metazoa; Arthropoda; Insecta; Hemiptera; Aphididae. Gene Ontology annotation, cellular component: cytosol.
AGACAAACAAAUAAUAUGCAAAAUUAUUUACAGAUUGAAUUAACACCUGUUGAUUUUGUUGCAAAUACUAUUGUAGAACUGUCACAGAAUUUAAAUGAAUCAUCAGGAAAAAUCUACCAUUUAGUUAAUGACACAUUGAAUUCAGAACAUUUAUGGAAAGUAAUGAAAGAUGUUGGAUACAAUUUAGAAUGUGUAUCUUACAAAAAAUGGUCAGAAAUAAUUGAAAAAAAUUCAAUUCUUUAUCCUCAAUUAGCUUCACUUACUUAUCUAUUAAAUUCUACUGUAGAAAAUAAUAAUUAUUUAGAGAAUCAAUCAACGGUGAAAAAAACAAAUGUCGAAACGUAUUUAGCUUCUGCCAAUUUAAUGUAUCCAAAUUUAGACAGAAAUGAAUGUCAUAGAAUAUUGAAAACAUUAGCCAAUUUGAAUUUGAUUCCCCAAAUGGCCAUAGACAAAGCUUCAGAGGAAUCAUUACCAACACAGUUAUUAUCUCUAAAGUCAAGAGUUGUACUUAUUACUGGAGCUUCUUCAGGAAUCGGUUAUGAAAUUACUAAAAGCCUAGCAUUAGCUGGAGCUAUAGUGAUUCCAACUGGAAGACGAAUCAACCGUCUGAUGGAAUUAAAAAAUAAGAUCUUUUCACUUGGUGUGACCAGCAAAAGCACAGUUUUUCCAUAUGAAAUGGAUGUUACUGAUCCAAUCAAUGUGAAAACAGUGGUUAAAAAUAUCGAAGAAUCAAUUGGUCCAAUUGAUAUAAUGAUAAUAAAUGCAGGAGUAAUGUUUUAUACAACAUUUGAUAAAUGUAAAAUAGACGAAUGGGAUGAAAUGGUGCAAGUGAAUUGUAAUGGUAUGUUAAAUUGUCUUGGAGCUGUUCUUCCUACCAUGACAUUAAGAAAUUCUGGCCACAUUGUAAACAUAACGUCAAAUGCUGGCCGAAGAUCAUUUCCAGGUUUAGGGGUAUACUCAGGAACAAAAUUUUUCAUGGAGGGCAUAGCUAGUGCACUAAGAACUGAGAUGAUUGAGUAUAACAUAAAAGUCACCUGCAUUCAACCUGGCGAUGUAAAAACUGAAUUAUUACAUAGGACUAGUGAUUUUGAGGCUCUAAAGCGAUAUGACUGCAGCUCUAAUAAUGAAAUUCUUGAGCCAUCAAAUAUCGCAGAAGCUGUUUUAUUUGCAGUUACACAACCAUCAUUUUGUGCUGUCAAUGAAAUUCUAAUUGAACCAAAAAUGCUACCAAUUUAAAUAUUUAAUAUCACAAGUAAAUCACAUAUAGUACAAAAAAAAAAAUGUAUUCUAAUUUU